Spodoptera frugiperda (fall armyworm) is the source of this 2646-nucleotide messenger RNA. Its product is annotated as dentin sialophosphoprotein-like. Lineage: Eukaryota; Metazoa; Arthropoda; Insecta; Lepidoptera; Noctuidae. The record is from RefSeq and is a predicted model, not a curated record. The transcript has 5 exons. The annotation marks the transcript as partial.
AUGCCUCCAAGUGAAAAGGGUGAUGCCUCCAAGGAACCUAACGGAAGUAGUUCUGAAAAGGGUGAUGGCUCCAAGGUACCUAACGGAGGUAGUUCUGGAAAGGGUGAUGCCUCCAAGGUACCUAACGGAAGUAGUUCUGAAAAGGGUGAUGGCUCCCACACACCUAAGAGAAACGGUUCUGGACAAGACGAUGGUGACAACUCCAAGGAACCUAAGAAAGACAGACCUGGGGACAAAGAUGAUACAAACAAGCACCAACCGAAGCACCACAAAGGAUGCAAACACCACAUAACGGAUAGUGAACAUCCAAGUGGUGACAAGAAUCACAGUUCUGAAAAGAAUGAUGGCUCCAAGGUACCUAACGGAGGUAGUUCUGAAAAGGGUGAUGCCUCCAAGGUACCUAACGGAGGUAGUUCUGAAAAGGGUGAUGGCUCCAAGGUACCUAACGGAGGUAGUUCUGAAAAGGGUGAUGCCUCCAAGGUACCUAACGGAGGUAGUUCUGAAAAGGGUGAUGGCUCCAAGGUACCUAACGGAGGUAGUUCUGAAAAGGGUGAUGGCUCCAAGGAACCUGAGGAAGGUAGUUCUGGAAAGGGUGAUGGCUCCCACACACCUAAGAGAAACGGUUCUGGACAAGACGAUGGUGACAACUCCAAGGAACCUAAGAAAGACAGACCUGGGGACAAAGAUGAUACAAACAAGCACCAACCGAAGCACCACAAAGGAUGCAAACACCACAUAACGGAUAGUGAACAUCCAAGUGGUGACAAGAAUCACAGUUCUGAAAAGAAUGAUGGCUCCAAUGACCACAAAAAGAAUAGUAAUGAAACUAAAGAUAUCUCAAAUGACGAUACAGACACACAUCCAGUAACUAAUCAUGUAUGUAAACAUCAUCCUCACAAACACAGAGUAAGUAACAUUAAAGUUAUUCCAAAACGUAGACAUCCGCAUAAAAGACAUAGAUGUCAUGCUCACGGUGAACCGUUAUCCGACGAAAAUGUCAGCGAACAGCAAGACACGGGAUCGCACAGCAGUGAACAUAAGAAGGUACAUCAUCCUAGAUGCCAUAGAAAAUGUGAUGGUGUUAACUGUGAAAAAUAUAAGGAUGUAAAUGGUACCGAAGGUAACAACACACACCCUGAUGAUAAUUCUAGUGCAUCAAACAAGAAGCCUGAAGACAGUGCAGAAGGUAGUGGCAAGAAGACCAGCGAAGAAGUAAAUGGAUCUCCGGAACAGAAGAAUAGUGGUGAGAAUCCAAGUAAAGAUACUUCAAGUCCAGAUAUAGAGUCUGAUGAAAAUAGUUCUCUACCGCAUAAGCAUGUUCACAAACGCAGUGCGGAAAAGAAAUGCAAGAAGAGACAUCAUAUUCCACCAUCAUAUUCUGAAGAUGAUUCUUCUAACUCUAGCUCUGAUCAAAUUGACGACACAAGUGAAUCUGUCAGUGCAAAAAAGAAAUGCACGAAAAACCAUCAUCAUCAUAUAAAACCUGAUGACGAUAACACAACUGAACCUGACGAUACUAAAGAUGAUGAUGAUGACGAUGACACAACUGAACCUGACGAUACUGAUGAUGAUAAUGAUACUGAUGAGAGCGAGGACAGUGAUGAUACUAGUGACAGCAGCGAUUCCAGCUCAAGCGACAGUGACAGCUCUGUAUCAGACAGCUCUGAUCAAAGUGACGACAAAAGUGAAUCUGUCAGUGCAAAAAAGAAAUGUACGAAAAACCAUCAUCAUCAUCAUAUAAAACCUGAUGACGAUAACACAACUGAACCUGACGAUACUAAAGAUAAUGAUGAUGACGAUGACACAACUGAACCUGACGAUACUGAUGAUGAUAAUGAUACUGAUGAGAGCGAGGACAGUGAUGAUACUAGUGACAGCAGCGAUUCCAGCUCAAGCGACAGUGACAGCUCUGUAUCAGACAGCUCUGAUCAAAGUGACGACAAAAGUGAAUCUGUCAGUGCAAAAAAGAAAUGUACGAAAAACCAUCAUCAUCAUCAUAUAAAACCUGAUGACGAUAACACAACUGAACCUGACGAUACUAAAGUGAUGAUACUAGUGACAGCAGCGAUUCCAGCUCAAGCGACAGUGAUAAUCUGUAUCAGACAGCUGAUGAAAGUGAUGACACAAGUGAACCUGUCAGUGCAAAAAAGAAAUGACGAUGAACCACAUCAUAUAAAACCUGAUGACGAUAACACAACUGAACCUGACGAUACUGAUGUUGAUAAUGAUGGUGAUGAUGACACAACUAAACCUGACGAUACUGAUGUUGAUAAUGAUGGUGAUGAUGACACAACUAAACCUGAUGAUGAUGAUGGUGAUGUUGACACAACUAAACCUGAUGAUGAUGAUGGUGAUGUUGACACAACUAAACCUGAUGAUGAUGAUGGUGAUGAUGACACAACUAAACCUGAUGAUGAUGAUGGUGAUGAUGACACAACUAAACCUGAUGAUGAUGAUGGUGAUGUUGACACAACUAAACCUGAUGAUGAUGAUGAUGGUGAUGUUGACACAACUAAACCUGAUGAUGAUGAUGGUGAUGUUGACACAACUAAACCUGAUGAUGAUGAUGGUGAUGUUGACACAACUAAACCUGAUGAUGAUGAUGGUGAUGAUGACACAACUAAACCUGAUGAUGAUGAUGGUGAU